Atta colombica is the source of this 5306-nucleotide messenger RNA. It is a transcript of the gene Mcr, whose product is annotated as CD109 antigen. Lineage: Eukaryota; Metazoa; Arthropoda; Insecta; Hymenoptera; Formicidae. The transcript has 6 exons. The coding region runs from base 184 to 5082 and encodes 1632 amino acids. Gene Ontology annotation, cellular component: extracellular region. Gene Ontology annotation, molecular function: protein binding; endopeptidase inhibitor activity. The record is from RefSeq and is a predicted model, not a curated record.
AACGUUCGUAACGGGCCACUCCUCUUGCUGAUAAUGUCCACGCGAUGUAUGUAGCCGACGUGCCUGACGUCUUGGUUUGAGUAUCUUCGUUCGUAGGCUUGAAUGCGGUGAUGCUAAUCGUGCGCAACACACGCUGACACGGCGGAUUCGACUUGAUUAGAAAAUCGUGAUUCCGAGAAAAAAAUGUUAGUCUGGAUACUCUUAUUGUUCUUGGCUUCUGGAAAUGGUCAGUUUACCCAGGAGCCAACAGAAUCCACUCCCAGACUUCCAUGGAAUCGUUAUGAUGAACGGGAUCAGAAUACAGGAUUUUGGAAUCCUGUAGGUCAAAAUGAAAAUGUUAUAAUUAAAGACUCCACGUAUUUCAUUGUUGCGUCUCGCAUGGUUAGACCAGGUCAAGUGUACAGACUUGCUGUGAACAUUCUUCAUAGCCCGCUGCCUAUGAUGGUGCGUACAUCUAUUCAGCGAAAUGGUGUGGAAAUAGCAGCGGAUCAUCAAGAAGUAAAAGAGGGUAUACCUGAAACUUUAAUGAUGCGCAUGCCACCCACUUCCGUGGAUGGUGACUAUAAGUUGCGCAUAGAAGGAUUAUUUAAUAGUUUAACAGGUGGCCAAGCUUUUUUAAAUGAAACCAAACUGAUAUUCUCGCAACGUUCUAUGACCAUUUUCAUACAAUUGGACAAACCCGUGUAUAUGCUGGGCGAUACAGUACGUUUUAGAACAAUUCUGAUCGAUACGGAAUUGAAAGCUUAUGAUAAUCCUGUGGAUGUAUAUAUGUUAGAUCCAAAUAGAAGGAUUAUGAGACGAUGGCUCAGCAGACAAAGCAAUCUGGGUACAGUGUCGCUGUCGUACCAGCUUUCUGAUCAACCGGUUUUCGGGGACUGGAUCGUGCAAGUAAUAGCUCAGAAUCAAGUGGAGGAGAAGACAUUCCUUGUAGAAGAAUAUUAUCAAACGCGUUUCGAAGUCAACGUCACGAUGCCAGCGUUCUUUUUUGACAACGAUCCUUACAUUUACGGUAUCGUUCAGGCAAAUUAUACAUCGGGCGCACCGGUGAGAGGUAAUCUGACUUUAAAAGCUAGUUUCAAACCACUGGAUAGAAUACGCAAUCCCUCAGCGGCGAUCGAACCAGUUGAGAGAUACUUCAACUUCAAUGAAUAUUAUCCAUCGUGGUUUAGGAUACUUAAUUUUUAUGAGGAGAGAGUACCAGUAUUAAGAUUCUUCAAUGGAACGUAUCAUUUCCAAUAUCCUAUGCAGGAAUUGCUGGGCUUUGCUCCGUCGAUUGACGGAAUGGAAGUCACUGUGGUUGCGACAGUGGGUGAGAGAUUUCUCGAUGAGGUGAUCGUCGGUUACUCUAAGGCAAGGAUCUUCAAUUCUACCACAAAGAUUCGUUUUCUUGGUGGCAGUCCACAGGUCUUCAAGCCAGCGAUGCCGUUUACUUUGAACUUAGUUGCAUCUUUUCAUGACAACUCGCCAUUACGACCCACGCAGCUCAGGGACGCCAUGAUGGAAAUCCGCGCAGACAUCGAGAUGCGAUCUGGCGGACGUCGCAACAUUGAUAUCCAAUAUCCAAGGGCAUCACCAGAACAUGCGGAUGCAUGGGUCGUGAAGAUGGAUCUCAGGAAACAGCUCGGGCUAGAUUCUGAUCGCGCCAGUCAAAUUCUGGACGAUAUCACCUCCAUGAGAGUUCAUGCGCAUUUUACUGAUGGUGAAGGUUACAGGGCUCAGACCGAGUUGCUACUGCUCGCCCAUGAGUCUCCGAAUAUGAAGCACAUAAAGAUAUCAACAUCUACCGAAAAUCCCAAAGUCGGUCAAUACAUGAUAUUCCAUGUACAAACUAAUUUCUAUAUUGAUGUCUUUAACUAUCUCAUCAUGUCUAAAGGCACUAUCCUUUUGACUGGUGAAGACAAUAUGCAACACAAUAUAAAAACUUUCGCGAUUCCUCUGAGCCCUGAAAUGGCUCCUGUCGCAACGGCGGUGGUGUAUUACGUGGGCCGCCAUGGCGAAGUUAUUGCAGAUUCCCUGACCUUCCCCGUGAACGGCAUUUCGCGCAAUAACUUUACUGUAUUUAUCAACAACAAAAAGGCAAGAACAGGCGAGCGCGUUGAGGUAGCUAUUUAUGGUGAACCUGGCGCCUAUGUUGCUUUAUCGGGUAUCGAUCGUUCAUUCUACACUAUGCAAGCAGGCAAUGAACUAACAUAUGCAAAUGUAAUCUCAAAGAUGGCUCAUUUUGAUGAGGAGACCAACGGCACGCAUACGCACACUUGGCAGUAUCACGAUGGUGAUCCAGACGAGAUGAUAUAUUUUCCGUCCUCCACCUUUGGUAUUGAUGUCAAUCGCACGUUUGAUUAUAUUGGCCUAGUUGUCUUCACAGAUGCUGUGUUAUACCGACGACCUGAUCUGUGCAAUCGAACGCAGGGUUUCGGCGAAUGCUUAACUGGUCGAUGCUACAGAUUGGAGAAAAAAUGCGACGGUGUAUUUGACUGUGAGGAUGGCACAGACGAGGCGCGAUGUGUCGAGCGGAACGCGACUGACUUGGCACAAUUCCGUAAGGACCGAUUCAAUCGAAUCCAAAGGCAUUAUGAAAAUGUUUGGCUGUGGAAAGAUAUCAAUAUCGGCCCGCAUGGUCGACAGAUCUUCAAUCUGGAUGUACCACGGAGACCAGUACAUUGGAUGGUUACCGCUUUCAGCAUGUCGCCUAGCAUCGGGUUUGGUAUGUUGCCGAAAACGCUAGAAUAUAUCGGAGUCUUGCCGUUCUAUAUAAACGUAGAGAUGCCAGCUCACAGCAGACAAGGCGAGCAAAUUGGUAUUCGUGUGUCCGUCUUCAAUUACAUGCACUACAAUAUUGAGGCAACAGUGGUAUUAUCGGGAUCCAAAGACUAUAAAUUUGUUCACGUUGAGGACAAUGGCAUUGUGCAGUCGUAUAAACCGCGUACUUCUUUCGGCGAACAUCAAUUUUUCAUCUGGAUCCCUGCUCAAGAUGUCAACAUUGUUUAUCUGCCCAUCGUACCAGUAAGACUAGGCGAUAUUAAAAUUCACGUUUAUGCGACUACUUUAAUUGGCAGGGAUUCGGUGACUCGCAAUCUGCAUGUUGAAGCAGAUGGAGUGCCGCAACAUCGACAUCAAUCAAUUUUGCUGGAUCUUAGCAAUCGCGCCUAUAUACAAAAAUACUUGCACGUGAAUGUCACUGAGACCCCGAUCAUAACGUAUGAUGAGAACCGUUACUAUGUAUUCGGAUCUAACAAAGCAACUGUUAGUUUGGUUGGUGACGUAGUGGGGCCUAUUUUCCCAACAAUGCCGGUGAAUGCAACGAGCCUUUUGAAUCUGCCGAUGGACUGUGCCGAGCAGAACAUGUUCAGUUUCGCCGUUAACAUGUAUACCACCCUAUAUAUGCGCUUGAUUAAUCAACGCAAUCGCACACAAGAAAAGGAAAGCUUCUACUACAUGAACAUCGGCUAUCAAAAACAGUUAUCGUUCAUGAAUCCUGACGGAUCUUUUAGCUUUUUCCGUACUGAUUGGAACCAAUCGAUGCCGAGUGUUUGGUUAACAGCAUUCUGCGCACGGAUUUUCCAAGAGGCUAGCUUCUAUGAGUGGGAGAAUUAUCUUUACAUUGAUCCCGAAGUGAUUUCCCAAGCGAUUUCUUGGAUAUUGAAACAUCAGACACCGGAAGGCGCAUUCUAUGAAGUGACCUGGUUACCGGAUCGAAAGAUGAACAGUUCCUUAAACUAUAAAAAUGACAUAAUUGCUCAUCGAAACAUCAGUCUCACUGCUCAUGUACUCAUCACACUGCAGAGUGUCAAGGAUCUCACGGGUGGUUUAGGUUCUCAAGUGGCCCUGAGCGCGGCCAACGCUAUCAAAUGGUUGGAGAGAAACCUGAAGUUAUUGGAAGAGCGCGGUAAACCUUAUGAGAUAGCAAUAGUGGCCUAUGCACUCUUGGUGGCGAAAGCCUCUACUGCUGAGCAAGCCUACAACAUCCUGGCGAAACACGAACAAAUAGAAGACGAAUAUAGGUACUGGGGCAGAGAAUAUGUACCACUUCCUCCGACCAAGCAGGAGAAUCAGAAGACAUUUAGGCUGCCACGCUUACCCUUCAAUUAUGAUUCAGAAAACAUAGAGACAACUUCAUAUGCGCUACUUGUUUAUGUCGCCCGACAAGAACUUAUGUUAGAGCCAAUAGUGAGAUGGCUGAACGUACAGAGAUUAACGGACGGUGGAUGGGCCUCUACUCAGGAUACUGUUUGGGCGAUGAAAGCGCUAAUGGAAUAUACUGUCAGAUCGAGAAUCAGGGAUGUCAGUUCGCUCUCUGUAAACAUAGAAUUUAGUUCCAUAAUGAACAAGACCGAGACAUUGACCGUGAAUCACAAGAAUCUAGCGAGACUUCAAACUAUCGAAAUCCCGCAAGCGUGGGGCAUUGUAAAAGUGCAGGCGAAGGGUGCAGGUUACGCCAUUCUGCAGAUGCACGUGCAAUAUAACGUUGAUAUAAAGAAAUUCCAAACAGAACCACCGAUUAAAGCCUUCGAUCUAGUCACCAGAGCGAAUUUCCAUGGCAGAAAUCAGUCUCAUAUCUCGUAUCUUUGCUGUCAAAGAUGGACGAAUCUCAACGAAUCUAUGCGGUCCGGCAUGGCUGUGUUGGAUGUAGCUGUACCAACCGGUUACAUAAUCCAGCAACAAACUCUAGAUAAAUACAUCCUAUCGAAGCAAGUGAGGAAUCUCCAGAGAGCACGUUUCCAAGAAAGGAAAGUACUCUUUUAUUUCGAUUAUCUGGACAGCGAAGAGACGUGCGUAAACUUCACAAUGGAACGUUGGUAUCCGGUCGCAAAUAUGUCACGAUACCUUUCCAUUCGCGUUUAUGAUUACUAUGCGCCAGAACGUUUCAACGAAUCUAUAUUUGACGCACUGCCUACAUACACAUUGAAUAUAUGCGAAGUUUGCGGUAGCUCCCAGUGCCCCUACUGCCCAAUUUAUAAUGCUGCCAUGUUAUUAAGUACACCAACAGGUUUCCUGCUUAUCACAUCGCUUAUCGUGACAAUAACGAGAUACUUCCGAACGCAGCAAUUCGACGACGAUCUGUUAACAGCAUGCUCUAUUUAGCAAUAAUAUAAAGGUAAAAGUAUUCGAUUCUUAUUCAAUUGCCAUAAUUUGCCUCUGCUAACGGAGCACAAAUAUGGAACGUUACAAUAAUCAGAACAUAGUACAUGUCCACGAAUCUCAUUACUAUAAAUAUCCGAGGAAUCGUUUUAUAUAAUUUUGAAAUAUGACAUGCAUAUGCAAUGACUAAUGUUAAUGAUGAGUUUUAAUUCUCAAUUUCUAUUUCC